AAUUAAAAAUAAAAUAUUCGAAUUCUAAAGUCGAAACCUUGUGAGUGGAAAAGACGCCAUAGACGAAAAGUUUUCCUCUCUCUCUCUCCCUCUCUCAACCCAGCGAUGAGCCUCUUCGGUAUAGGCAGAAACCAGAGAACAUUCCGUCCAAAAAAAAGUACUCCAUCUGGAAGUAAGGGAGCUCAACUCAGAAAACAUAUUGAUGCCACAUUGGGUAGUGGAAAUCUGAGGGAAGCAGUAAAGCUACCUCCUGGGGAGGAUUUAAAUGAGUGGCUAGCUGUCAACACUGUUGAUUUCUUCAACCAGGUGAAUCUGCUUUAUGGUACCCUUACAGAGUUCUGUACUCCCGAGAAUUGUCGGACAAUGUCUGCAGGACCCAAGUAUGAAUAUAGAUGGGCAGAUGGUGUACAAAUUAAAAAACCUAUUGAGGUUUCUGCACCAAAAUAUGUAGAAUAUCUGAUGGACUGGAUUGAAGCACAGCUUGAUGAUGAAUCCAUAUUCCCUCAGAAGCUUGGUUCACCAUUUCCUGCCAACUUCAAGGAAGUUGUGAAGACGAUAUUCAAGCGUUUGUUCCGUGUAUAUGCUCACAUAUAUCAUUCUCACUUUCAGAAAAUUGUGAGCCUCAAAGAAGAGGCCCACUUAAACACUUGCUUCAAGCAUUUUAUACUCUUCACCUGUGAGUUUGGGCUGAUUGACAAAAAGGAGCUGGCACCCCUUCAAGAGCUUAUAGAGACCAUUAUCGUCCCAUACUAGAGAAGUGAAUCGGGUCCUACCUUCUGUGAAAAAUCUUAUCCUAGAAAGCACAACUAAUGUAUUACUCUAAAUAGAAACUGCAUUUUAGUAUUUGACUUCACAAAGCCUCCUUGCAUUUGUCGUGUUAUAUGUGCUUGGGAACAGGAUCUAAGUUAUCCUUCUUCAAAGCUUACCAGAGCAUCUUUUAUAUGCAGUGGGGCAUCAUAGAUUUAAAAAAGAAGUUAAUUGCAAUGGUUCGUAUAUGCUAAAUGUGAAGUUUGAAGUUGGAAGGUUGUUUGCCAAAACAAUGUUCACUAAUAAUUUAGUAACACAUGAACUAUGCGUAUUUCUA
Vigna angularis (adzuki bean) is the source of this 1084-nucleotide messenger RNA. RefSeq names its product MOB kinase activator-like 1A. The coding region runs from base 106 to 753 and encodes 215 amino acids. The record is from RefSeq and is a predicted model, not a curated record. NCBI's taxonomy places the organism in Eukaryota, Viridiplantae, Streptophyta, Magnoliopsida, Fabales, Fabaceae. Gene Ontology annotation, biological process: positive regulation of protein phosphorylation; signal transduction. Gene Ontology annotation, molecular function: protein kinase activator activity. Gene Ontology annotation, cellular component: cytoplasm; nucleus. The transcript has 7 exons.